AUGACGGUGGUAAUGGUCCUGGCCACCUGGCUCUCCAAGGCAGCCGCGGUUUCGUUCAUCUUGCAGGUUGAGAAUGAACUGGACGCUGGAGCUGCUGGUCAGGCCACACCGCUUCCCAUCCCCGAUAAGCUUUGUGCCCCACUGCUUUGCCGCCUCACUCUGGCGCCUCCGCUCAAGCCCGUGCCCUCACCUUACAUACCCUCAGAGCUGCUGCCAGAUACACUUGUCCUCAGUGCCCAAGCCCAGAGCAGUCUGUCUGUGCUCACCCCCAUGCCACGUGACGGCCCGUGUUGGAGGGCUGGAUCUCUGCCCGUGGGAACCGAGUUGAGUCAGGGAGCAGCUUCCCAGUGGAGCUUGGGAAGGGGUGCAGACUGUGCCAGCUGUCCCUGCCCUGCCAUUUCCGGGGCAGUGGUGGACAUGGGAGUCGACGAGUUGAAGAUGAAGCUCAGAGCCGAGUGCUGUUCUCCCAAGUUCUGGCUGGUGCUGGCUGUCCUGGCUGUGUCAGGCAGCAGAGCUCGUUCUCAGAAGAGCCCUCCCAGCAUCGGCAUCGCUGUCAUCCUCGUGGGCACUUCCGACGAGGUGGCCAUCAAGGAUGCCCACGAGAAAGAUGAUUUCCACCAUCUCUCCGUGGUACCCCGUGUGGAGCUGGUAGCCAUGAAUGAGACUGACCCAAAGAGCAUCAUCACCCGCAUCUGCGAUCUCAUGUCUGACCGGAAGAUCCAGGGCGUGGUGUUUGCUGAUGACACGGAUCAGGAGGCCAUUGCCCAGAUCCUUGACUUCAUUUCAGCCCAGACUCUCACCCCCAUCCUGGGCAUCCACGGAGGCUCCUCUAUGAUAAUGGCAGAUAAGGAUGAAUCCUCCAUGUUCUUCCAGUUUGGCCCAUCAAUUGAACAGCAAGCUUCUGUAAUGCUCAACAUCAUGGAAGAGUAUGACUGGUACAUCUUUUCUAUCGUCACCACCUACUUCCCUGGCUACCAGGACUUUGUGAACAAGAUUCGCAGCACCAUCGAGAACAGCUUCGUGGGCUGGGAGUUGGAGGAAGUCCUCCUGCUGGACAUGUCCCUGGAUGACGGAGAUUCUAAGAUCCAGAACCAGCUCAAGAAACUUCAAAGCCCCAUCAUUCUUCUUUAUUGUACGAAGGAAGAAGCCACCUAUAUCUUUGAAGUAGCUAACUCAGUAGGGCUGACUGGCUACGGCUACACAUGGAUUGUGCCUAGUCUGGUGGCAGGGGACACAGACACAGUGCCCUCGGAAUUCCCCACUGGGCUCAUCUCUGUGUCCUAUGAUGAAUGGGACUAUGGCCUCCCUGCCAGAGUGAGGGAUGGAAUUGCCAUAAUCACCACCGCUGCUUCCGACAUGCUGUCUGAACACAGCUUCAUCCCCGAGCCCAAGAGCAGUUGUUACAACACCCAUGAGAAGAGAAUCUACCAGUCCAACAUGCUAAAUAGAUAUCUGAUCAAUGUCACAUUUGAGGGAAGAAAUCUGUCCUUCAGUGAAGAUGGUUACCAGAUGCAUCCGAAAUUGGUGAUAAUCCUUCUGAACAAGGAGAGGAAGUGGGAGAGGGUAGGACAUAUCUUUUGGCAAUUUUUGAACAAAGCAGAUGGGGUAGGGACAUAA
Molecule: messenger RNA, 1617 nt
Organism: Suricata suricatta (meerkat)
Lineage: Eukaryota; Metazoa; Chordata; Mammalia; Carnivora; Herpestidae
Product: glutamate receptor ionotropic, NMDA 2B-like
Exons: 7
Coding region: 1-1617 (538 amino acids)
Biological process (GO): synaptic transmission, glutamatergic; long-term synaptic potentiation; excitatory postsynaptic potential
Cellular component (GO): plasma membrane; postsynaptic membrane; NMDA selective glutamate receptor complex
Molecular function (GO): NMDA glutamate receptor activity; transmitter-gated monoatomic ion channel activity involved in regulation of postsynaptic membrane potential
Source: RefSeq, a predicted model, not a curated record